Molecule: messenger RNA, 2901 nt
Organism: Trematomus bernacchii (emerald rockcod)
Lineage: Eukaryota; Metazoa; Chordata; Actinopteri; Perciformes; Nototheniidae
Product: phosphatidylinositol 4-phosphate 5-kinase type-1 alpha-like
Exons: 16
Coding region: 245-2026 (593 amino acids)
Biological process (GO): phosphatidylinositol metabolic process
Molecular function (GO): phosphatidylinositol kinase activity
Source: RefSeq, a predicted model, not a curated record
AAGUGUAUCUCAAGCCGGUUUCUCAAACUUACCUACCCCACCUUUGAGAGUAAAUGUACUUAGUUAGUGAACACCAAGGUUAUUCUAAACUUUUAAACUUGAGGUACAUGAAUAUGAAGUAGAGUAAAAGUGAAAGUGAAGCGGUUCCUCUUCGGUCUGCUGGCGGCGCUGUGGCGCAGCUGCGAGCCGAGCAUCAGAGCCCUCUGUCGGCUCUACAGUCUGGGAUGAGAACAGGCAGACCGUAAUGGCGACUGCUGGGACGGCAGACUCGGGAUCAACAGCCCCGACAGGGACCAGUGGCAUCCGAAAAAUGGCCCCUUCAGAGUUGCCUGGCACAACUCAGAGUAUGAAGAAGACCAUCGGACACCGGGGGGUGGAGACCACCACCGGAGAGACCACCUAUAAAAAGACUACGUCAUCUGCCCUGAAAGGUGCCAUCCAGUUGGGCAUCACUCACACCGUUGGCAGCUUAAGCCAGAAGGCGGAGAGGGACGUUCUCAUGCAGGACUUUGUGGUGGUCGAAAGCAUCUUCUUCCCCAGUGAAGGCAGUAACCUGACUCCUGCUCAUCACUACAGUGACUUUCGCUUUAAGACCUAUGCGCCAAUUGCCUUUCGUUAUUUCAGGGAACUCUUUGGCAUUCGACCAGAUGACUACCUGUAUUCUCUGUGUAAUGAUGGUCUGAUCGAGCUGUCUAACCCCGGAGCCAGCGGAUCCCUCUUCUAUGUCUCCAGUGAUGACGAGUUCAUCAUCAAGACUGUUCAACACAAAGAGGCAGAGUUCCUACAGAAACUCCUGCCUGGAUACUUCAUGAACAUUAACCAAAACAAGCGCACCUUGCUACCCAAGUUCUACGGGCUGUAUUGCGUUCAGGCAGGAGGAAAAAACAUCCGUAUUGUUGUGAUGAACAAUCUUCUUCCUCGGAUCAUCCCCAUGCACCUUAAAUACGACCUGAAGGGCUCCACCUAUAAGAGGCGAGCGUCCCCUAAAGAGAGGGAGAAGGCCGUUCCCAUUCACAAAGACCUGGACUUCAUCCAGGACUUGCCGGAUGGGCUGCUGCUGGAAGCCGACAAUUUCAAUGCCAUGUGCAAGACUAUACAGAGGGACUGCCUGCUCUUGCAGAGUUUCAAGAUCAUGGAUUACAGUCUGUUGAUGGGCAUCCACAACAUGGACCAGGCCAGUCGGGACCGGGAGCGUAGCGGGGGCAACUCUGGUGACAGUGGGGGGUCGGAGGGAGCAGUGACCCCAGAUCAGCGCCGGCCACAAAUUCAGAAAAGUCUUUACUGUACGGCCAUGGAGUCCAUUCAGGGGGAGGCCCGAGGGAAGGGUGCUUUGGAUUCAGAGGACAACAUGGGCGGUAUUCCAUCUCGUAAUAGUAAAGGAGAGAGGUUGCUGAUCUACAUCGGCAUCAUCGACAUUCUGCAGUCCUACAGGUUUAUUAAGAAGUUGGAGCAUUCCUGGAAGGCCUUGGUCCAUGAUGGGGACACAGUUUCAGUUCACAGACCUGGCUUCUAUGCAGAUCGUUUCCAGCAAUUCAUGUGCAACACAGUGUUCAAGAAAAUUCCACUAAAACUUUCACCUUCUAAGAAGAGUCGUGGUGGGGGUCAGGGCGGCCUCCGGAGGGCCCCCACCCUGGGCGCUCCCCCCCCGCUCUCCAACGCUACGGGACAGUCAGCAGUCGACUCCAGACUGGUCUACCACAGCCACUUCAAGAGCACCGACUCAGAGGCCGACAGCGGCGUGCAGUUCGGCAGACCAGAUCUUGUUCCGAGGACGCCUCCGCUUGGAGAAAACCCUGCGGACUACGAGGUCAACCUGUCCACCUCAUCACUCGGCAGCACAGGACUUGCUUCCACCUCUCCACCACUACGGUCUGUAGGGGUCGAAGUGCACAAAUCAGCCAACACAGACCUGGACCAUCACAGUUUUGGGGACGAUGGGGCUAUGGAUAAUUCAGGCAACCUGUCUGGGAACGAAGAUGUGAUUUCACUCUCAGACAUCGUCCCUGAGACCAACAUCUGCUUUUAGAUAACAGACAUCUGAGGAUGACGUGUUUCUGAGCGAGGUGAGGUGGGCAGAAGAUUAAAGAGAGUGAAAGUCAUCCAUCCUCCACGGACCCUCCGCUGCACCUCAGUUCUUAUCAACCGUACCGAGUAUACAGGGAUCGCUGGAUGAAGCAGUGAGGUGCAGUGGAGGUUGUGACAAUGAAAAAAGCAAUGGUGGAAAGUUCAAGAAGAAGCCGGUGAGCGGUAGGUUUUACCCUUCCCAGCCUUCAGCCUCCCAAAGCCCAAUUGACUUUGAUUUACACCUGGAAGAAAAAGGUGUAUGACCCUGAAAUUGCAGCUCUUUAAUAUCUGUCAGAAUGACAUUGUUUGAACAAAGAUUUUCUGUCAUGCUCACAACAUGAAGGAAGCUUCAAGGACAUCAAAAACGAAACGAUUAGUUGUACAUUGUUAAAAGUCCAUGCCCCAGUCACCAGUGGAUGGUGAAGGCAGUUACAUUUCCCAUGAAGAGACAGUCAUGGUUCUUUGAGAUGGCACCAACAGCCUUUCAGCGGGAACAUGCACACUAAAGAGCACAUGAAGGGCAAAGCCUGCAUUUGUAGGAGUGAAUAUUUCCUGCAGAGUCUAAGGCCCCGUCCACACGGAGACGAUAUCAGUUGUAUCCGCUAACGUUCUCUAACGUUCUCUAUCAUUUAGACGGUUCGUCCACACGAAGCCGAAUCGGAGCCGCGGCUUCGGAGCCCGAAUCCGAUACACUUUGAUAACGGCUCCCAAAGUGGGUAAGUCUGGAGACGAAACGCUUGCGGCUCUGUGUGUACGCUCUGUACGAUCAUUUCCUGAAACGAUGAUGCCAUAGCCCCGCCUCUCCCCACCUCUCCUGCUCACCCCCGCGUCACCCGU